Messenger RNA from Selaginella moellendorffii, 1428 nucleotides. RefSeq names its product nicotinate-nucleotide pyrophosphorylase [carboxylating], chloroplastic. The transcript is spliced from 9 exons. Gene Ontology annotation, cellular component: cytoplasm. Bases 45 to 1139 code for a protein of 364 amino acids. Gene Ontology annotation, biological process: NAD+ biosynthetic process; quinolinate catabolic process. Gene Ontology annotation, molecular function: nicotinate-nucleotide diphosphorylase (carboxylating) activity. The record is from RefSeq and is a predicted model, not a curated record. NCBI's taxonomy places the organism in Eukaryota, Viridiplantae, Streptophyta, Lycopodiopsida, Selaginellales, Selaginellaceae.
UCUUCAAUAAGCCCUAGCCCAAGCCCUAGCCCUAAAUAAUUGCUAUGUUGCGCGGCUAUGGAGUCCCCGCCUUGCCCCGUAUUGCGAAGGGUUUCUCUCCCGGGAGGUCGAAUUCCAGCGGUGUGAGCUCUAGCGUCGGGUGGAGGCGCCAGGCGAUGGCGGGAGUGAGCAAGAGUGUCAAUGGAGCUGGAGCAGUGCCGCCGCCGGUGCAUCCGACCUACAAUUUGAGGGAAGUGAUUCAGCUCGCGCUCUCAGAAGACGCAGGAGAUCGAGGGGAUGUCUCCUGUUUGGCGACUAUUCCAGCGGAGAUGACAGCGGAGGCUAGAUUUCUUGCCAAAGAAAAUGGUGUGAUCGCUGGCAUUGCUCUGGCGGAUAUGGUUUUUCAAGAACUCGAUCCUUCGCUGAAAACUGAUUGGGCAGUGGAGGAUGGGAGCACCGUGGAGAAAGGCCAAGUUUUUGGGAAAGUAUGUGGCAAUGCGAGGAGUAUCUUGACAGCUGAAAGGGUCGUUUUAAAUUUCAUGCAACGCAUGAGUGGCAUCGCCACUGCAACAAAGAAAAUGGCUGAUGCUGCGAAACCAGCGAGAAUACUGGAGACGAGAAAGACUGCACCUGGCCUUCGUCUGAUUGAUAAGUGGGCCGUUUUGAUUGGAGGAGGAGAGAACCAUCGAAUGGGACUUUACGAUAUGGUUAUGGUGAAGGACAAUCACAUAGCAGUCGCUGGCGGUAUAGAGAAUGCCAUCUUUGCAGUGACGAAGUAUUUGGAAGAGAAAGGACUUGAUAUUGGCGUCGAGGUGGAGACGAGAACGCUAGAUGAAGUGAGGCGCGUUCUUGCCAUUUUAGACAAAGGCAAAGUCACACGGAUAAUGUUGGACAAUAUGGUGAGUACACAAGCAAAUGGAGAUAUUGAUGUGGGUUUACUACGAGAAGCUGUUGAAAUCGUGGGCGGCCGAGUACAAACGGAGGUAUGUAUUAUGCCUCGCAAGAUUUUCUUGACUCUUAUCUUACUGCAAGAUCAAACAGGCUUCUGGAAACGUUACUUUAAGCACAGUCGGAAAGAUUGGGAGCACUGGUGUGACUUACAUUUCGAGUGGCGCUUUGACACACUCGGUCUCAGCAUUGGACAUCUCUUGCAAAGUUGACAUUGAUCUGGCCCUUGCAGUCGGCAAACGAACAAACCGUGCCUGAUAAACAAUGGAAGUGGGACUUAAGUUUCGAGCUUCAACUUAUGGCAAACCUGAGCAAAGUUCCGGAUUCAGGAACUUCAGUCUCCCAGCUGGUACUUAUAGAUCUGUUGCUAAACUAUGCAGCAAGUUUAUAGAUCCAUGUAUAUUGAAGUGUCACACAGAAACAAUUUCAUAAGCGCUUGAGGAUAACAGUCACACAUGCCUGGUCAGUAUAAUAAAGGAGGUUGUGAACUCCAUUUUCUUA